AUGGGAAGAGGAAGAGUAGAGCUGAAGAGGAUAGAGAACAAAAUCAACAGACAAGUGACUUUUGCAAAGCGUAGGAACGGUUUGUUGAAGAAAGCUUAUGAGCUAUCUGUUCUUUGCGAUGCUGAGGUUUCUCUCAUCGUCUUCUCCAAUCGUGGCAAGCUCUACGAGUUCUGCAGCACCUCCAACAUGCUUAAAACACUGGAAAGGUACCAGAAGUGUAGCUAUGGCUCCAUUGAAGUCAACAACAAACCUGCCAAAGAACUCGAGAAUAGCUACAGAGAGUAUUUGAAGCUGAAAGGUAGAUAUGAAAACUUGCAACGUCAACAGAGAAAUUUACUUGGAGAGGACCUUGGACCUCUGAAUUCAAAGGAGCUAGAGCAGCUUGAGCGUCAACUAGACGGCUCUCUGAAGCAAGUCCGUUGCAUCAAGACACAGUAUAUGCUAGACCAGCUCACUGAUCUUCAAGGUAAAGAGCAUAUCUUGCUUGAAGCCAACAGAGCUUUGUCGAUGAAGCUGGAAGAUAUGAUAGGCGUGAGAAGUCACCAUAUAGGAGGGGCAUGGGAAGGUGAUGACCAACAGAAUGUUGCCUAUGGACAUCAUCAGGCUCAAAAUCAGGGACUAUUCCAAUCUCUUCAAUGUGAUCCCACUCUGCAAAUUGGAUAUAACCAUCCAGUGUGUUCAGAGCAAAUGGCUGUAACGACGCAAGGUCAGCCCCAACAAGGAAACGGCUACAUCCCUGGAUGGAUGCUCUGA
Microthlaspi erraticum is the source of this 753-nucleotide messenger RNA. NCBI's taxonomy places the organism in Eukaryota, Viridiplantae, Streptophyta, Magnoliopsida, Brassicales, Brassicaceae. The record is from the annotation of a GenBank genome assembly.